Molecule: messenger RNA, 918 nt
Organism: Ostreococcus tauri
Lineage: Eukaryota; Viridiplantae; Chlorophyta; Mamiellophyceae; Mamiellales; Bathycoccaceae
Product: unnamed product
Exons: 2
Coding region: 1-918 (305 amino acids)
Source: RefSeq, a predicted model, not a curated record
AUGUUGACCACGAGCGCGCACGCGUUAAAGCCGCGAGCGGUUUCCAUCGCCCAGCGAUCGGGGCGACAAACGAGCGCGCGAGCGGUGAUCGCGCGAGCGGACGCGGGACGGGACGAGAGCUCUCAGGGAAAGGUUGCCCUCUCCGCCGCGCUCGCGCUGACGCUCACCGUCGGCGCGGCGAUGGAACCAGCGUUGGCGGUGACGUCCCCGGCGGAAACUCGGAAGGCGGCAACGACCAAGGGCGCGAAGGUGGGCAGUGCGGCGACCAAGUCUGCGCCGGCGCCGAAGGCUAAGAAUAAUAAGACUGCGACUCCGGCGCAACGAAGGAAAGUCGACUACAAGGGGGCGAAGCCUCAGGUGCGACGACCGACGCCGGCUCAAUACAAGACCACGACGAGACCGGCGGCGAAGCGUGCGGUCACGAGACCGGCGGCGAAACCAAAGGCCCGGGUCUCGGCUUCCAACGCAAAGACAGGGCCAGCCGCAGCCAAGUCUGGCUCAACCAGGAGAAGAGUCGCCACCAGAUCAGCGAAGGGUACCUCUACGCGUGUGGCUAGACCGGUGAGACAAGCUAAGAAGCCGAUUCAGAAGAAAGCGGCCAAGCCGACGCCGACAAAGAAGAAGGUCAGCCGCGCGAACCCGCUUGCCAUCCUCGCUACGGGGAUGGGUCUCGGACUGUUUGCAUUCACGAACCGACGGGAAGAAGACGAGUCCGUUUCUGACGUUGCCAUCAGGAAGGUGACGGAGGCACCCAAGUCGCGGGCUGUCCCAGAGCCGGUCGAACCGGAGGAAAUGGAGGAACCAGAAGAGGUGGAAGAGGAGUUGGAAGAAGAUGUGCCGGAGGGUGCGGCCAACGCGGCACAAGACUGGAUCAACAAAUGGCAAUCCAAGGGACGAUCGCUCUUCAACAAGGACUAA